Molecule: messenger RNA, 1305 nt
Organism: Emiliania huxleyi CCMP1516
Lineage: Eukaryota; Haptophyta; Isochrysidales; Noelaerhabdaceae
Exons: 1
Molecular function (GO): protein binding
Source: RefSeq, a predicted model, not a curated record
CAGCCGCUGAGGGACACAAAGGAGUGGACUCAGCUCAUCUCGGCUCACGCCAGGGUCGGAGACUGCCGCCGCGCGUUUGGCCUCCUCGACGAGAUGCGGCAGGCCGGAUGUGAGCCAGACGUGAUCAGCUACAGCAUUCUCAUCAACAUGUGCGCAGGGUCGAAGGACUGGAAGACGGCGGUGUCGCUGCUGCGCGAGAUGCCUGAUGCGGGAGUGCCGCCAAACGUGGUCAGCUACAGCGCAGCCAUCUCUGCGUGUGCGAAGGCUGGCCGGUGGCAGAAGGCGGUGUCGCUGCUGCGCGAGAUGCCAGGCGCGGGUGUGCAACCAGACGUCUACAGCUACAGUGCGGCCAUCUCAGCCUGCGAGAAGGCUGGCCGGUGCGAUGAGGCGCUCUCGCUAUUUGACGAGAUGCCUGCUGCAGGAGUGCAGCCAGACGUCAUCAGCUACAACGCAACCAUCUCUGCGUGCGAGAAGGGAGGCCAAUGGGAGAAGGCGCUGUCGCUGCUGCGCGAGAUGCCUGGUGCAGGCUUGUCACCAGACGUGAUCAGCUACAGUGCGGCCAUCUCUGCGUGCGAGAAGGCUAGCCGGUGCAAUGAGGCGCUCUCGCUGUUCGACGAGAUGCUUGCUGCGGGCGUGAGGCCAAAUGUGAUCAGCUUCAACGCAACCAUCUCUGCAUGCGAGAAGGCUGGCCGGUGCGAUGAGGCCCUGUUGCUGCUGCGCGAGAUGCCUGAUGCAGGCUUGUCACCAGACGUCAUCAGCUACAGCGCGGCCAUCUCUGCAAGCGAGAAGGCUGGCCAAUGGGAGAAGGCGGUGUCGUUGCUGCGCGAGAUGCCUGCUGCGGGAGUGCCGCCGAACGAGUUCAGCUACAGUGCGGCCAUCUCAGCCUGUGAAAAGGCGGGCCGCUGUGAUGAGGCGCUGUCGCUGCUGCGCGAGAUGCCUGCUGCGGGGUUGAGGCCAAACGUGAUCAGCUACAGUGCGGCCAUCUCAGCCUGCGAGAAGGCUAGCCGGUGCGAUGAAGCCCUAGCGCUGUUCGACGAGAUGCUUGCUGCGGGAGUGCAGCCGACCGUGAUCAGCUACAGUGCGGCCAUCUCUGCGUGCGAGAAGGCUGGCCGCUGUGGUGAUGCCCUGUCGCUGUUCAGCAAGAUGCAAGAGGACGGCGUGCAACCAAACGUGUACAGCUACAGCGCAGCGAUUCAGGCGUGCGCGGCGGCACAACAGCCUGAUGAGGCGCUGAGGCUCUUUAAGGCGGCGCUGAGGUCGGUGGAACCGAGCAGAGUCACCUUCAAUGCGGUGCUGGACGCUGUC